UGGGCCUUUUUUGCUCCUUUCCGAUUCUCAUACGCAUGAAGGUGCCUCGUCGAACGUAUUUCGCUGGCUUUUGUGAGAAUCUUAUUAUUUCGUUUCUCUUGUAAUGUCAGCGGUCGACGAUGUAUUCGAAAGCUGGGAAGAAAUGGAGGAGUCCGGGGUUCUGGACAAAAAGUUGAAGGCUCUUCAAUUGAAUCCGUUGGAAGGUCUGGAUGAGGUGGAAGCAUCUUGUCUGAUGGAAAAUCAGAAUUCAAAUACAAGAAUGAUAAUCCUGGGAGAAGAUGGGUUACGCACUCAGUACGUACCACCAAAACCUACCGUGAAAAUUCUAAAAAGACCAGCAAGACAUUCACAGGGGAGUGGAGAUGGUCCUCUUCUCAAUGGAGAUUGCAAACCCAAGCCAGCUAUCAAGUCUUUGAAGCAGAGAGAACAGGAGUACGCAGAGGCUCGCAAACGGAUUUUGGGGGAAGAAAGAAGUCCCGAAGAAAAAUCGGUGUGUGAAGUGAACAGGAUUCAGCCGAAAUUUACAAGCCCAACGGGCAGCAACCUGCCCCCAAACGUCCUCCGAAUGCCAAUAGGUCCUGAUGGAACUCGAGGUUUUAACGUACGAAGGUAGCGCGUCACUUAGGGUCCUUCCCUCGUCACCCAACUUCAUCCUCUCGGUCCCUCCCCUGUCCCAGGGGAGGCUAAGAGGCGGCUAUGAGGCCGACUGCAGUAUUCAGAAAGCAGGACUGCGUUCCUCGGCGGUUGAGGGUGCGGCUACCUUUGGAACGACCUGGAGUCUGCACGGAUCUGCGUCAAACAGGCCAAAGCGCUCUACUGAGCCAGCGGCACUGCAUAUGCACAGCGCCAAAACACAUAACAACUCUAAGUGGAAUGCUAUAACGGUGUGACACCGUUGCCGAAAAAUAACAAAAUAAGAAAAAAAGAUUAAAGAAAUACCGACAAAGUACCAAUUUGACAUUGUUUUUUAUUUGUUUUAUUGUAAACGGACGAGAGGUUCUUGACUCGGAUACACGAUUGCCUUAUAAUGGAGAUGUUUUAUUCAUAAGGAUCUCGAACGAAAGAUCAAGAAACUAAUUUCUUCUCUUCGAUCGGGAUACUCAACAAAAACUUAUGCUUCAAGAUCGAGAAUUCAGUACAGACUCUUAAAUAAUAUAAAAUAUUGCUGUUA
Messenger RNA from Athalia rosae (coleseed sawfly), 1171 nucleotides. RefSeq names its product SUZ domain-containing protein 1. The record is from RefSeq and is a predicted model, not a curated record. The transcript has 4 exons. The coding region runs from base 104 to 613 and encodes 169 amino acids. Lineage: Eukaryota; Metazoa; Arthropoda; Insecta; Hymenoptera; Athaliidae.